AAGGAUGUGGUGUCCUGCCACAGCCACCGCCGCCGCCGCCCGCCUUCGCCACCUCCACUAACGCUACCGCUAACGUUGCCACCGCCACCGCAGCCGCCGACGACGUUUCCCCAAUUGUUAUCAAUCGACGACAAAGCACCGACCGCGGCGCGCCGGUAGGUGCAGUGGUGGUGGUCGUCCGUCGUCGCCGGCCGCGCGUUCAUAAAACGCGACCACGCCGCCGCCGUCGCACACGCGUCGUGUUGACCACGAGAAACGUGUCGACACCGUUGCUGCUGCCGUCGUCGUCGUCGUCGUCCGAUGUCCGAUUUCGACGCGUCGCACAUACGAUCAUACACACAGAGGAUCAGUUCAGCUUGGAGUAAUGUUUAGUCACAGUAUAUUUUAAAGGAAAGAAUUAUUUUUCUUGCUAUACUAUGGCCAUUCUCCAAUCUUGCUGUUGUUUUCAGUCUCUAAGAACGGGAUGUUAUGCCAGCGUCAUUUAUGCAAUGGCAUAUUUUAGUUUAAAUACUAGCAUACUGGGAUCAUUUAUACAUCUCGAAAGACCAUAUUGGACUGGGAAUGGAACCGCUCCACAGAGCAAAAGUUUCCUAGAACCGGAAAAAAUUUCAGAAACUACAGUGGUUUUUCAUAUGGUGGUGUUGGUGUGUGCGGGAUGCGGUAUCCUGACUAGCAUCGUGUUGUUUAUAGGAAUUUAUUUUGAUCUCAGAGUUUUAUUCGUACCUUGGAUAUUUGCAAUGAUCUUAGCAACUGCUGUUGAUGUCGCACAUUCAAUAUAUUUAUACGGACUAGAUACGGUUGAAUUCAAUCCGCCAACAGCAAUUUUGUAUACUAUCGACUUUUUUCUACUAAUUUUAAACCUGUAUGCGGUACUCUGUGUGAUAUCUCAAUAUCAAGAACUAAUGGCGGGCAGAGGUACUGCACGUUUUGAACAAACCUUGAAGAUAUCGCCAGUAAGGUACACGUGCCAGCCAACAGGCACCAGUUGCCUAAGUUCAAGGCGACCUGCAACCCUGCCGGCAUCACCAACACAGAGUCCCACGAAGACUACGGUAACCGCUACAGCCAGUUCGGUGGUGAUGGCUUCAACUGGUGGGGCGUCCUCAGGUUCGCGCAGGGGUUCCAGGAAACAUGUCCAAUUUCCGGAUUUUGAUACUCCCAAUCUAAAGUCUGCAGACCUGUUGCACGCGAACUGGAAACAAGGAUCAUCGCCGCCACCCGAACAGGGCACUGUGACACCCACAGAAUUAUCGAGUCAACAGCUGCUGAUCGCUGAUAAUCGGCAAAUCCAUUUACAAGCCGAACUACUGCAAAUAUCCACGCAAAAUUGUCCAAAAAAGUUUACUGCAGAUCUUCAGACUUGAUUCAGAAGUAUAUUUUUACGCGAUGUCAUACAUCCAAUAUUAGCCUUAUUAUAUAAUUUAAUAUACAACAUUAUA
Melanaphis sacchari is the source of this 1439-nucleotide messenger RNA. RefSeq lists its product as uncharacterized. Lineage: Eukaryota; Metazoa; Arthropoda; Insecta; Hemiptera; Aphididae. The record is from RefSeq and is a predicted model, not a curated record. The coding region runs from base 417 to 1364 and encodes 315 amino acids. The transcript is spliced from 9 exons.